AGCCCACAAAAUAUGAUAGCUCAAUCUCAAUCUGGAACUGGAAAAACAGCAACAUUUCUGCUUGCAAUGCUAUCACGCGUCAACGCAGAUGUUCCUUACUGCCAGUGUCUCUGUAUGGCUCCUACACGUGAACUUGCCCUACAGAUAGAUUCAGUUGGUCAGAAGAUGGCAAAAUUUAUGUCUGGAGUAUCAUUUGCUACAGCUGUUCGUUCUCCACGAGGUACACGAAAUUUCGCAAACUGUUAUUCAGUUUUUCUUGUAUAUAAUUUAAAUUAG
This is a messenger RNA of Trichobilharzia szidati, 276 nucleotides long. The record is from the annotation of a GenBank genome assembly. NCBI's taxonomy places the organism in Eukaryota, Metazoa, Platyhelminthes, Trematoda, Strigeidida, Schistosomatidae.